AUGGGUGCUGUAUUUCGGGUCUCCUCUGCUAACAUCCGGAGCGGUGUUUUUGACCAGUGGCACAUGUUUAUGAUCAAUGAUCAGGAGAGAAACACGAAAUUCUUGGAAGCCUUGAAGAACACAAUUUCACCUACCGAUCAUGUCCUAGAUAUCGGCACUGGAACCGGAAUAUUGAGUGUCUUUGCGGCUAGGUUUGCUAUGCAACAUUUUCUUUAA
Molecule: messenger RNA, 216 nt
Organism: Ostertagia ostertagi
Lineage: Eukaryota; Metazoa; Nematoda; Chromadorea; Rhabditida; Trichostrongylidae
Source: the annotation of a GenBank genome assembly